This is a messenger RNA of Eufriesea mexicana, 1349 nucleotides long. RefSeq lists its product as uncharacterized. Bases 115 to 1281 code for a protein of 388 amino acids. The record is from RefSeq and is a predicted model, not a curated record. NCBI's taxonomy places the organism in Eukaryota, Metazoa, Arthropoda, Insecta, Hymenoptera, Apidae. The transcript has 5 exons.
AUUGCUAGUUAGAGUCAAAAAGACAUUGCUCAAGUUUUCGUCAGGAGCAAGAAAAUUCUGCGAGCUUGAAAGAAGACCCAAGAAGACUUCACGAGAAGAACAACGAAGCAUAAAAUGGUAAUCACGUUAAAAUUUACUUUUUGUUUGGCUUUGAUCCUUUAUGGAAAAGAUUCAAUGGGAAAACCUUUAACACCAGAAGAUGUGGAGGGCUUGCUUUCACCAAUUCCGCGUGAUAAGAACGAAACAAUAGCUGCAAUUGUUCAGGAUCCAGUUGUCCAAGAUGCUGUACACCACGCAGUCAGCAAUGGAUCUCUAAAUGGAUUGGUCGUUAAAAAGAACGUUUACAUAAUGCCAGCUACCAAUCCCAAUCUGAUACUUUCCAAACGGGAACAUCUUCUUGUUGUUCCCACUGAAAACUUGAAAGACGUACGAAAAAAUAUUACAGAGACCAAGGAAGCAGAGGCUGAACAAUCCUUCUUGCUAGAAAACCAAACAUUCUUCAAAGACAACGCAAGUGAAUAUACGCCAGAGGGAAACGAAAGCAGAUCAGAAGAAAACCAAAAUGAGUCAUUCUCGGAACAGAAAAUGAACCAAUCGAUGGCAUCGAAUGAGAAACGCAGAAGCGAAACUAAAUUUUUAGAAGAUACUCUUAGUCAUGGAGUUGCGUUGUCGGAAGACUCAGCUUCGAAGAAGGUGGCUGUUCCCAUUGUCGCGGUCAUCAAUCCCUCGAACGCUGAAAAGGGCAAAGUAUAUAGCCCUAUCGUAGCCAUUCUGCCUAACCAAGUUAAAAAUGACGAAUUAAAUAACCAAGUGCAGUUCUUGAAAGAUAAUAGCGAUAAGAUUCAGAAAAAAGCCCAGGAUUAUAUUGAUCAGAGUUCGUUGACAAUCGACCCAGAUUAUUGGAAAUCUUUUACGCCAUCGAAGAUUAUAGUUUCAUCACCAACAAAUGUAAAUGCUCCAGUCUCGAUGUAUUCGGAUCAAGAAACUUCAAGCUUGGUCACGAAAGAAAUGCUUCUGACGCCAAUAAUGGUGCCACAGUGGGAAAUGUUAGUGCCAUCUCUGCAGGAUGACCAAAUGGAUUACUCACGAGAAACAGGUGACAUGGAUGUAGCUGAAGAUAUUAUAUUUAGGCCUUUGUUUAGAUAUCGGCAGGAAACGCAGCAGCGGUCUAAAUAUUAUGAUGAAAACAACCGACGAUACAGUUACACACCGUAUCGCGGUUAUGAAAAUUAUUAUCCGAGACGGUCUUAUUUUUACAGACCUCGAUACGAUGAUUAUUAAAAAUGAAGAAGAUUAAGAUGAGCAGAGGGAGAAAGAGAAGUACAACUUACGCUUGGAUAGAUGGAAAA